Chlorella variabilis is the source of this 678-nucleotide messenger RNA. RefSeq lists its product as hypothetical. The coding region runs from base 1 to 678 and encodes 225 amino acids. The transcript is spliced from 3 exons. Lineage: Eukaryota; Viridiplantae; Chlorophyta; Trebouxiophyceae; Chlorellales; Chlorellaceae. The record is from RefSeq and is a predicted model, not a curated record.
AUGCUGCAGCAGGGCCAGGGCCUCACGGCGCUGGGCAAAAGCUGGCGCCCCACCACCCCCGCCUUGCUCGGCAGCCACAGGCAGCUCAGCAGCAGCAGCAGCAGCAGCAGCAGCAGCAGCAGCAGCGAUGCCGCCCCGCGCUACCGCGGCAGCAGCUUUGUGCGCGCCCCGCUGGUCAGCCCCUACAAGCGCGCCGCCGAGUGCCGGCGCUGCGGCGGCGCCGGCUCCGUCGCCUGCGGCACGUGCGGCGGGACGGGCCGCCUGGCGCGCGGAGGCUACCAGAAAAAGAACCCAGUCAAUGCGGCCAAAGUGAUAGGCAGCAAGUGGACGGCCAUGGAGCGCACCUUUGGCUGGCGGCACUUCCGUGUGCUGCAGAAGCGGGGGCAGGGGAAGGGCACCUUUGUGCUCAUGUCUGCCACAUGCGACGAAUCUGCGCAGUUCUGGGUCAACCUGCAGAACCUGCGGGAGCGGGACCGCUGGGCCAGCGGCUGGCUGCAAAAGACGGAGAUGCAGGCCCUGCAGCAGCAGCGCCAGCAGGCCGCGGCAGCCGCCGACGAGGGGGUGGCGGCGCCUCGGCCGGGCGUGGCGCCGCAGGGCACGGGCUGCAAGGCGUGCGGCGCCAGCGGCAGCCUGCCCUGCCCCCUGUGCAGCCUGGCGGGGCAGGUGGUUGAGCUGUAG